Molecule: messenger RNA, 1375 nt
Organism: Pocillopora damicornis (cauliflower coral)
Lineage: Eukaryota; Metazoa; Cnidaria; Anthozoa; Scleractinia; Pocilloporidae
Product: dynein axonemal assembly factor 4
Biological process (GO): inner dynein arm assembly; outer dynein arm assembly; cilium movement
Molecular function (GO): protein binding
Source: RefSeq, a predicted model, not a curated record
UAUUUGAGACACAAAGAUGGACGACUACGAGAUGAUAAUUUUGCAAUGAUUUAGGAGAAGUAGUAAGCAAAAAUGCCGAUACAGGUGAAGGACUACGUUUGGGAGGAAACAGAUGAAACGGUUUUGAUUACUGUUCCUUUGAAAGGAGUGCCGUCAAAUCGAGUGGAUAUUUUUUCAAUUGAUGAUUAUAUCAAGGCUAGCUAUCCUCCGUAUAUCUUUGAAGUCUUCCUGUUCGGUGAAGUCGAAGAUACUAAGAGUAAGGCAACAUUUGGCAGUGGAGUUGUCAAGUUUCAAUUAUUAAAGAAGAGCUCAUCCAAAUGGAAUCAGUUACAUGCAUCAGAAUCAGAGGACAAAGAAUUCAUGAGAAAGAAACGAGAGGAAGCUGUUGGUAAGGCGCACGAGAGAGCUGAAAAAGAAAAGCAAAGAAAAGCAGCUGAGAAACGAGAACAAGAAAAAUUGGCACUUCAAGAACAGAUGAAGCUGGAACAGGAAGAAAGAGCUAGAAUAGAUGCCAUAAAGGAGGAAGAACGUAAAAAGGCAACUAAGGCCAUUGAAAGAUGGAAAGAAAAUCAAAAAUUGCAGCCUACAAGCAUAGAAGAAGAAAAAGUCACUUCGAACAGUAAUGUAAAUCAAUAUGAAGACACCAACAUGUCUGCAACAAAAGCUGACCUAGAGGUGGGAGAGUAUCAAGAGCCACUUCUAAAACCAGCUACAAAGAAAAUGGCUCCUUACAACAAAGAAAGGACAAAUGAAAAAAAGAAAGACUUCCUUGAAAAGGCAGUUCCAGAGCCAAGGGUAUCUGGCUCCAUUUCAGUGUCAUUCACUCCUCGUGUUUUCAAAACAGCUGCAAGAGAAUCCAAAGCACCAGAAGAAGAAGAGUGGCUGAAAAAGAUGGCUGGUGCAAGCCGAAAAACAGAUACUACCAACACUGAUGCUGUUGAUAUGGAAGAAAUGAACCCAGUGUGGUUAAAAGACAAAGGAAUUGGGUUUUACAAGGCUGGAAACUUUGUAGCGGCUAUCAAUGCAUUCACAGCAGCCAUCGUACUGGAUGACUCAAUACCAUCGUUAUACUCUAACCGUGCUGCAUGUCAUCUUCAAUUGAAACAGUACAAAGAGUGCAUUCAAGACUGUACAAGUUCACUAGAACUCCUUGUUCCUCCGGUUCCGGCCAAUUGUGCUUCCAGAUGUAAAGCGCAUGUCAGACGAGGGACCGCGUACAUGCAAUUACAAGAAUACGUGCUGGCUCUUCAAGACUAUGAAUCAGCCCUCAAGCUUGACCCUAAAAACGUAGACCUGAAGAACGACUCAGAGAGAAUAAGAAAGAUCAUUCAAGGCUCCACAUAGCUUCAGAAUAAAUUAUGUCAUCGAAUGAUGA